Maudiozyma saulgeensis is the source of this 1185-nucleotide messenger RNA. NCBI's taxonomy places the organism in Eukaryota, Fungi, Ascomycota, Saccharomycetes, Saccharomycetales, Saccharomycetaceae. The record is from the annotation of a GenBank genome assembly.
AUGUCAAGGGAAGUAUCUCAAACACCAGAUAUUAACAAGUCCGAUAGUCCUGCUACCGAAACAGCAGAUUCUAAAAAACCUGCAAAUUAUAAAAGAAUAUCAGAUGAUGAUCUUUAUAGGCAUUCUUCACAGUUUCGUAUGUGGUCCUUUACAGAAAAGAAUCUAAGAGAAAAGAGAAAAAAAACAAAUGAAAGAGCUAUAGGGACCAUUAAUGAAAAACUAAGAAAAUUUAUUGAAGAUAAUAAAAGUUCACUAACCGAAGAGGAAUUACAAACUUUAAGGGUGAAGGCUUCUCCAUUAUCAAUGGAAGAAGAACUUCAAUUGAUUAAUUUUUAUUCCAAGAAAGUUCAAGUUAUUGCACAACAUUUAAAUUUACCAACUGAAGUGAUAGCGACAUCAAUCACAUUUUUCAGAAGAUUUUUCUUAGAUAAUUCUGUAAUGGAAUUUGAUCCAAAGAAUCUAGUACACACAACUAUUUUUUUAGCUUGUAAAUCUGAAAACUAUUUCAUCAGUGUUGAUUCUUUUGCUAAGAAAGCUAAAUCAAAUAGAGAAGCUAUUUUGAAAUACGAAUUCAAAUUAGUGGAAAGUCUUAAAUUUUCCCUGCUGAACCAUCAUCCAUAUAAACCUCUACAUGGGUUUUUCUUAGAUAUCCAGACUAUCUUAUACGGUAAAGUGGAUUUAAAAUAUAUGGGCCAAAUAUACGAUCGUUGUAAAAAGAAGAUAACAGAUGCAUUACUAACAGAUAUCGUGUAUCUAUUUACACCACCACAAAUUACACUAGCUAUUAUCUCGAUGGAAGAUGAACAACUGAUAAGUAGAUAUUUAGAGUUAAAAUUCGGUAAAGACAUUUCCAAUAAUACUGAUGAUCAGGAGAACGGAGUGAACAAGGAAGUGAAAGAAGUGAACAAAGAAGAGGAAGGGGGGGUUCCAGAGAAAGUAGAUGAUAAACAUGAACCACAAAAUGAUAUAGAACUUAAUAAAUUGUUGACAAUAAUAAGUCAAUGCGUAGACCUCCUUGAGAAGUCAGAAUCUGUUACCACAGAUGAUGCCAAAAGAGUCGCAGCAAAAAAUUAUUAUUGUCAAAAUCCAAGCAUACUUCUACAAAAACUGAAGAGAAAGUUAGAGAGCAGUAAUGAUAAUAAUGGCAAUGAAUCGCCUAGUAAGAAACCAAAAAUCGAGGAAUAA